This is a messenger RNA of Plectropomus leopardus (leopard coralgrouper), 1870 nucleotides long. RefSeq names its product N-acylsphingosine amidohydrolase 1b (gene asah1b). Lineage: Eukaryota; Metazoa; Chordata; Actinopteri; Perciformes; Serranidae. The record is from RefSeq and is a predicted model, not a curated record. Gene Ontology annotation, cellular component: lysosome. Gene Ontology annotation, molecular function: fatty acid amide hydrolase activity; N-acylsphingosine amidohydrolase activity. Gene Ontology annotation, biological process: fatty acid metabolic process.
AACAGCAGCAGCUUCCGCAGUAAACUUCAUCACUGACAGCUGCCGCACCGGUUUGAGUGAAAUCCUCCAAAAAUGGGUCACUGUGUUUUCUUCAUUUUAGCGGCUUUAUUUUCUGUCGUAACGACACAGUUUAUUCCACCGUAUACAGAAGACUGUCGGGCGGGGAUGUACCCACCAAACGGCCCCACGUUCAGAGGGGCUGUCAGCUGGUACACAGUGGACCUCGACUUACCGCCCAGCAAGAGAUGGACAGCUGUGAUUACUGACAAAAAAGCUGAGCUGAUCGACAUGAUUCAGGCCAUCAAAGACUUGGCAAAUGCGUUUGUUCCCAGCGGAAGGCUGAUCGAGCUGGUUGACGUAAUGCUGCCGCUGAUGGCGAACACGCUCCCACACCCUUUCGGUGAUGAAAUCAAAGGAAUUGCAGCUGUUUCAGGGGUUCCUCUUGGUGAAGUCGUCUUGUUCAACAUCUUCUAUGAGGUGUUCACUGUGUGCACAUCAGUUGUUGCAGAGGACAGUAAGGGUAACCUCAUUCAUGGUAGAAAUCUGGAUUUUGGAUUAUUUAUGGGCUGGGAUGUGAAAAACAAGUCAUGGAUCAUUAGUGAUAAGCUGAAGCCUCUGGUGGUCAACUUGGACUUCAAGAGAAAUAACCAGACUCUCUUUAAGUCGACAAACUUCGCUGGAUAUGUUGGCAUGCUGACCGGCAUCAAGCCUAAAAUAUUCACUCUGACUAUGAAUGAGCGCUUCAGCCUUGAUGGAGGAUACAUUGGAAUCCUGGAGUGGAUCCUGGGACAGAGAGACGGGAUGUGGAUGAGCUUCCUCACUCGCUCUGUCCUCGAAAAUGCAAACAGCUACGAGGAAGCCAAAACCCGCCUGGCUCAGACAAAGCUGCUGGCUCCAGCUUACUUCAUCCUCGGAGGAAACCAGACAGGCCAGGGCUGCAUCAUCACCCGGUCCAGAGAACUCAGUAUUGAUGUCCUGGAGAUUGACCUCAAGCUGGGCCGGUGGUAUGUUCUGGAGACAAACUAUGAUCACUGGAAGGAGCCUUUGUUUCUGGAUGAUCGCAGAACUCCUGCCAUGAAGUGCAUGAACCUGACCGCACAAACGAAUAUCUCACUGAAGACCAUGUAUGAUGUCCUCUCAACCAAACCAGUGCUUAACAAGUUGACGACAUACACAACACUGAUGCAAGUGUCAGAGGGAACACUGGAGUCGUAUAUCCGUGACUGCCCAAACCCCUGCAUGCCCUGGUGACACGCCAAUCACUAAUACCUGAUCACUUUGUAAAUGCCGAUCUAUGCGGAGAAACCGUGAUGGAGAUGAGCUCAGCUGAUUUUGGGAACAGAAGUUGACGCUGAUUCUACAAGUGUUUGCACAGCUACCAAAUCACCCGAACCAAAGUUUGUCUCGUUUUCUUUUUUUCUUUUUUGUUUAUCAUGCUAGUCCGGCAUUGAUGAAAAUACUAAAUCCCACUUUUUUUCUGUGAAUCAAGCAUGUAAAUGCCUCUGUUUUUUUAAUUGUAAUAAUAAUAUUCUGUUAUUUGCAAAAUGGUUCUCAAUAUAGGCAUACGCACCCCUGAGAGGAAUCCGUGUGUUUAAUUCAGUUGGUGCAAAAUAUUGUUCCAUUUUGUUAAAUUUCUCGAACCCAGCCCACACUCACCGUAUUGUGCCUCCACACUGUAUGGUUAUUAGUUGUUGUUGUUGUUGUUGUUGUUGUUGUUGUUGUUGUUUUUGUCAAUUUUAAUCCAGGUUGCAAGUUGCUUGCAGGUACUCCUUUAUCGUAUGCCAACUAACCAUUUCACUCAAAUGUACCUCACAGCCCACCCCUUUCUUUUUUGUUUUGAAAGAUAGUUAAUAAAAUUUCCCAAAUUUAA